AUGAAGGUUAUCCUUUGCCUUGUUUCUACAUUUCUUUUCUUGGCGGCUGUUAUUGCACAAACCGUUCACAUAAGAUAUCCAGUAGCUGGGACCAGAAUACGCAUCGGAAGAUCAUUCACUGCCCAGAUAGUUAAACCAAAUGCUGUAGUCGGGUGUACAGAAGUUGCCAUUGUCCUUGCUAUCGCCUCUUGCAAUAAUGGCGUAUGCCCGCAACCGGCCAAUCAUCUGGGGACUGUUCUCUACAAUGGUCCGUUCAACCCAGAGCUCCAUGAAAUACCUGGUAAUCCUUAUCAAAAUUUUACGAUGAAAGUUCCUCAAAAUCUGUCACCGGGCCCAGCCAUCUUCACCUUCACGCAUUUGUGUCUACGGGGGGCUGGACCAAGUCCCUUGCUUGAAUAUGGUGAACAGUCUAUUACUACUAUCGCUUGA
Halteromyces radiatus is the source of this 429-nucleotide messenger RNA. RefSeq lists its product as uncharacterized. The transcript is spliced from 3 exons. The record is from RefSeq and is a predicted model, not a curated record. The coding region runs from base 1 to 429 and encodes 142 amino acids. Lineage: Eukaryota; Fungi; Mucoromycota; Mucoromycetes; Mucorales; Cunninghamellaceae.